AGAGUACCUGUAAUAAAGUAACAUAUUAAACAUGAUAAGAAUAUAUAUUUUUCAUUUUUAGAUCGUUGAUCACAUAAAUGUUACUGAAGACGAUGCGACGAACGAAACCAAAUGAAAGAACGUUUCAGAUCGUAGUACAGUGGUACCUCGGUCUGCUUUGGGAUACGUCCAAUUUGGAAUGCAUCCUGUUUGGACGUGACAAAUUUUACUCGGUAUACGACAUAAACUUUUUGUGUGAAUUUUGCGUCAUUUUUAAAUAAUUAUCUCAGAGGAAAAAUUAAAUUAAUAAUCAAUUAUAUUCGGAGUUGAUGUACAAUUAACUGACUGAUCAUAUAAGCAAGGAUAUCAUAUAACAAAAUAUGGGAAAGCAACAAUCAACGAGCCAUGAAUCAACUGUUUGCGCACAACCAACAUUUACUGGACACUCUAGUUCAAGAAACACGAAAAGAAAAAGAGACGGUGACGAAGCCGGUGAAAAAUUUCUAUCAUCGGCACUACAUAGAUUAGAAACUAUUUCAGCUAAUGCAAUCGCAACGUCUAAAAAAACCGAAUUUGAUAUAUUCGGACAAAGCGUUGCUGCGCAAUUAAACAAUAUGACGUUGGAAGAUGCGCUUCAAUUGCAGUUGGAAAUCCAACAGUUAAUUACCAAAAAGCGUAUAAACCAUCGUAUGCAGCUAUUAAACAGACAACUACAACGAAACAAUAACAAUAGCCCUUCUUAAUACAUAUUUCAAAGUCCUUUUCCGUUCUAAACUAUCCAAUGAGCAGGUACUUCUGAUUUUUCCCUUUCUACAGAUGAUUCUAUGAUCACCUAUUUUCAAUUAUCUUAAUUGUAUAUAUAUUUAUCAAAAUAUUAAAAAAUAUUA
This is a messenger RNA of Osmia bicornis bicornis, 866 nucleotides long. RefSeq lists its product as uncharacterized. NCBI's taxonomy places the organism in Eukaryota, Metazoa, Arthropoda, Insecta, Hymenoptera, Megachilidae. The record is from RefSeq and is a predicted model, not a curated record. The coding region runs from base 360 to 722 and encodes 120 amino acids. The transcript has 2 exons.